This is a messenger RNA of Fraxinus pennsylvanica, 780 nucleotides long. The record is from the annotation of a GenBank genome assembly. Lineage: Eukaryota; Viridiplantae; Streptophyta; Magnoliopsida; Lamiales; Oleaceae.
AUGUCAGAAGAGUUUACAGAGUAUAAGGAUCAAAUGACCCUUAAAAGGAAGCGUACGAAGCUGCCAAGGCCAUCACACUCUAGCUCAUCGAGCGGUGGCGGUGGAGAUGGUGGCGGUCGAGGAGGCGGAAACGAGUUCCGUUCAUUGGUUUCAUCUCCCACAACCACAGCAACAUCUAGUGGAAUAUCUACAAGUACCGAGGAAGAUGAAAACAUGGCCAAUUGUCUAAUUCUUUUAGCACAAAGUGGUGACAAGGUGGAGAAAUUUAGUAGCCAAAAUUUCGCAGAAAUGGCCAAUAUAACACAGGGAAAGGUUGGCAUCUAUGUUUAUGAGUGCAAAACUUGCGAUAGAACUUUUCCAUCAUUUCAAGCUUUAGGUGGGCACAGAGCAAGUCACAAGAAGCCUAAGUCUACAACAGAUGAUCAAAGGAAAUCGACGCCGUUCGAUCACGUCCAAGAAGAAAAGAAAUUGAUCAUCACUAGGCUUAGUCCACCACCUUCAAUUCAAUCAUCCAACAGAUUUGAUAUUAAGCCUAAAAUCCAUGAGUGUUCAAUAUGUGGCUCAGAGUUUUCUUCAGGACAAGCAUUGGGAGGUCACAUGAGAAGGCAUAGGACAGCACCAAAUACUCCUAGUCCUAGAGUUGGCACAAAUGAUUCUGAGAAACCUAGAAAAAUUCUUGCUUUGGAUCUUAACCUCCCGGCGCCACCUGAGGACGAUCGCCGACCGGACGAAGCAUUUCUUCUCUUCUCCUCCCCGGCCUUAGUCGAUUGCCACUACUAG